Prorocentrum cordatum is the source of this 2916-nucleotide messenger RNA. The record is from the annotation of a GenBank genome assembly. Lineage: Eukaryota; Dinophyceae; Prorocentrales; Prorocentraceae.
GAAGGAUCGAAGCGUCGAAAAGAGAAGAUCAACAAGCUUAAGACCACGAUGGCCUGCCUGUACGACGAGGACCUCCAUAUCAUUGGUAUCCAGGGGGCAAGGACACCCUGGGGCGUCCGCGACGCAGGACAAAACGACGACGCCAGAUGCGCCAACGCCAACUGCUACCACAUCAUUUCCAGCGGCCACAAAGGGUUCAACUACGGCUGCGAGCUUCAUGUUCUACUCAGCAAACCCUACGGCAAGAGCGGCAAAAAGGAACUCUUCUUCAAACCUGACCAGUUCACAGUCACUGUCAAGGACCCCAGGCUCCUUAUCGUUCGCGUUGCCGCCCCUGGCUUCAACCACGUGCUUGCCGUCGCCCAUGCACCGCACUCGAAGGCCCUCGCGACCGAGAAGGAUAGCUACUGGAAGAAGCUCGCGGAGAACACCGAAAAGCACCAAGUCAGCAUCAUCUUCUUCGACGCAAAUGCCAGGACAGGCAACAUCACCAGCACGGCCAUCGGCGACAAGGGCUUCAAGCAAAACGAGGACCCAAACGGACACCGUCUACAUGAGCUGCUCCUGACCAACCACCUGGCGGCCGCCAACACCUUCGUCAGUCAUGGACCAGAGCAUCAUACCUGGCACUCGGGCAGGGGCCCUCAUCGCAUCGACUACGUCAUCAUCCCCCAAAGCUACAUAGACUCCAUCGAGGAGUGCGCCGUGCUCUACGGCAUAGACAGCGGCCAAGACCCAGAGACCAAGGACGACCACUACCCAGUCAAGCUGCAGCUUGCCUACCAGAUCAUCUCGUCCGUCACCAAAGGAAUCCCGAAGUUAGACGAGAGCAAGCUAGCCGACGAAGGGUGCCGCAAAAAGUUCUGCCAAAAACUCAACGAGGUCAAACACCCGCCCUGGGACACCAACCUCAACGAGCACCUCACAAUAGUCGCUGAGAAGAUCACGGGGGCCGCGUGCGAGUGCUUCCGCUCCAACAGCCGCGCCCCACACAAGCCCUACCUCACCAGGAGGCUACGCUACACGGCAAAGAUCAUCGCGAGGGAAGCCCUCCUGCCCGACCCCGCAGAUGCGAGUGCCCUGGCCGAUCUCAGCGACUACGUCAAACUUGUGGUGGACUCUAUCAUACUCAGCACUCCCAGCCUAGCUCCCCAUGUCGUGGAACCCGACGAUGCCAACACCGCGCGCAGCGCCCAGCACUACUUUGACGCCCUUCUCCAAUUCCUCGGGACGUCUAAGUCGACACUACAGAAGUGGACCACGACAGACCGCGACGACUUCCUUGAGAGAACCGCCGACGAGAUGGGUGCAGCGAUCGACGACCACGCCCCCCGUUUAGAGGCCCUGCACGCCAAGCGACUACUGGCCUCCGGAGGACGAAAGUCAAAGAUGCCGCCGACGCCCAUCAUCCGCACCAACGACGACGGGGAGCCCCUCACGAAGAAGAGCGAGAUCGCCGACCACGCCCUAGCCUUCCACGGCAAAGUUGAGCAAGCUAUUGCCACGGAUGCAGACGGGGUAGCAGCCGACUACAACAAAAGGACCCGCCACGCAGGACCAGGACCUAAGAUCCAAAACAUAAUACCCAAGCACCAGCUGACCAGCCAGCUCGCCGCCGCCAAGCGAGGCCGCCGAGGAGGCCCUGACCAGCUCACCGACGACGUGUCCAGAGCCAGCCCUGAAGGGAUGGCUCGCCUGCUCCACCCCGUCCUAGUCAAGACCCACUUCGAGAGCACCGAGCCUAUCGCCGCCAAGGGCGGGUACUCCACGUAUUUCCACAGAGGACAGGGGGCCAUGGAGCUCCAGAAAUCAUACCGCGGCAUCCUGCUCAACAACACCAUCGGCAAGAUGCACAGCACCUUCCCCCGAUCCCGCGUGAAGUGCCUGCUACCUGAGCUACUAGAAGCAACCCAGUGCGGCGCCCGUCCCAAGAUGGCCACGGAUUUCAUCACUCACACCAGCCUCGCCUUCAUCAGCGACUGCCAGAGGAGAUCAAGAUCAUGCAACAUCACCUUCCAGGAACUCAGGGAGGCCUUCCACUCCGUCAUCAGGGAAUUAUGCAUGCAAUUGCCGACCGCCGCUGACGAGCUCAACGAGCUCAUCGAACGGAUCGACAUUCCCGACUUCAUCAGACCAGCUCUAAAGGAACGACUCCAGCAACCCGCCUACAACAACCAGCACAUCGACGACGAGCACCUCUGCCACAUGAUCGCAGCUCACCGCACCUCCAACUUGACGACAGCCAAGAGCGCAAGGCACUGCCAGCUGCCUCGGACCAGCACCCGACCUGGAGUGCCAUACCCGGAUGUCGCCUUCAACAUGCACUUCGCCAUCAUGCUGAGGGCACUCGAUCAGGCAGUUCGAGAGGAAGAGGCCCACGGCCAGCAGACAGGAGGACACGAUAUAGAGGCCUGCAGUGAGCCUCUCUUUUCACCAACCCCCCAGGAAGGAAGCGCGCUCAGAAACGUGUCCUUCGUCGACGACCCCACCGACUACAACUCGACCGCCAAUGCCAACGAACUGAUCAACGCGACAGCUCUGGCAGCUGCCGGGCUCUGCACAGCAGCAUUCCAGCAUGGCCUGAAGCCACGCCCAGUAAAGACCAAGGCCAUCCUCAUGCACUACGGCGCGGGGGCCAAGAAGGAGAAACAACGGAUAGCCAAGGAGGGCAUCACAUACCUAGAAUUGGACGGGCUUGCUAUCAAAGUGCAGCUGGUAACGCAACAGAAAGCCCUCGGUGCCAUCAUCUCGGCGGGCGGGGUCAUGGGGCCAGAGAUCAGCCUAAGGGUCAACCGCGCGCUCGGUGCAGCCCGGCCCCUAGCGAAGCAGAUCCUCCGCCGCAAGAAGCUCUCGAAGAAAGCCAAGGUCAAGUACGUCCACGCUUUUCCGACAUCCUCGCUUACCUACAACCGCCAU